UCACCUACCCUGCUCUCUGCUUCCCUCUCUCCGUGUCCCUCUCCGUGCUUACAGCUUCCAUGGCCCCCAAAAAGCCAGACUUCAAGAAGGACGACAAGGCAGCCUCCAAGGCAGCUCCUGCUCCGGCGCCUGCACCUGCACCUGCACCUGCGCCUGAGCCCGAGCGCCCCAAGGAACCUGAGUUUGAUGGCUCCAAAAUCAAGAUCGAGUUUACACCGGAGCAGAUUGAAGAGUUCAAGGAAGCCUUCAUGCUGUUUGACCGCACACCCAAGUGUGAGAUGAAGAUCACGUACGGGCAGUGCGGGGACGUCCUGCGGGCGCUGGGCCAGAACCCUACACAGGCCGAGGUGCUCCGUGUCCUAGGGAGACCAAAGCAGGAAGAGCUCAACACCAAGAUGAUGGACUUCGACACCUUCCUGCCCAUGCUCCAGCACAUCUCCAAGAACAAGGACACGGGCACCUACGAGGACUUUGUGGAGGGGCUGCGGGUCUUCGACAAGGAGGGCAAUGGCACGGUCAUGGGUGCCGAGCUUCGCCACGUGCUGGCCACGCUAGGUGAGAGGCUGACAGAAGAUGAGGUGGAGAAACUGAUGGCGGGGCAGGAAGACUCCAAUGGCUGCAUCAACUAUGAAGCUUUUGUGAAGCACAUCAUGGCCAGCUGAAUCUCUCGUCCCAGGGAGAGCCCAUGCUGGGGACAGCUCAUCUCCCACUCAUGGUGCCGACGCCAGCCACCUGGAGCUGCGGGGAGGAGGGGAGCGCAUUGAGACUCCUACAGCAGCCCCCUCCACCGGCCCUGCAGACCUCUGGGUGCCUGUCAUCUCCCCCUACAAGCUGUGCAUCUCUGUCCUCACCCCAUGGGCCUCACGAAUAAAUGGCAUCUUUCCUUCCU
Molecule: messenger RNA, 889 nt
Organism: Odobenus rosmarus divergens (Pacific walrus)
Lineage: Eukaryota; Metazoa; Chordata; Mammalia; Carnivora; Odobenidae
Gene: MYL3
Product: myosin, light chain 3, alkali; ventricular, skeletal, slow
Exons: 7
Coding region: 60-662 (200 amino acids)
Cellular component (GO): myosin II complex
Molecular function (GO): calcium ion binding
Source: RefSeq, a predicted model, not a curated record